GACGCGGUGCACGCGCACUUUCAGGUACUCGCGUGGACGGUCCGACGACGGGGUCGAUUUUCCGUCGCGCGUUUCCUCCCCGACCGAGAACGAAUCGACCAGUAGUAUGAACGUCCCCCCCCCCUCCUCCUUAUUUCCGAGUGGGCUCGCGAUACGUUUACCGUCUUCCGGAUGAUAAAUCACGUGAUAUGAUUCGAUGUAACCGACACGCGGACUGUUGUUCAACGGGUUUUCGGUAUUUCUCUACCUCUUCGAAGAGCACACGAACGACUCGAACUGUUGUUCACGGACCGUACGAAUGCGACGAAAUACUAACUCUUACUUCUUUACUUCCGUCGAGGAGAUCGAUACGAAUUUCUUCGAAUUCAGAACGACGAAAAGAUCACGAAAGAUUCGAACACUGGAUCGGGUGUACGAUCGGCUACCAUCGAGGAAAGCCCGUCGAAAACUGCAGACUCCAGGACGGUAUUGGACAAGUCCUGGAGGACAAAAAGAAAGUCACCAUAACCCAAAUAAGUUGUACUAUUUUUCCGUUAACAGUAUUAUAA
Molecule: messenger RNA, 548 nt
Organism: Sipha flava (yellow sugarcane aphid)
Lineage: Eukaryota; Metazoa; Arthropoda; Insecta; Hemiptera; Aphididae
Exons: 2
Coding region: 189-548 (119 amino acids)
Source: RefSeq, a predicted model, not a curated record